UGCUGCUUCUUGACCGCCGUGGAAGACGUCAACCCAGCUGUGGCCACACGAGCCGGUCUUCUGCUGGACACCAUCAAGCGACCCGCCUUGCAGGGUCUGUGCCUCUGCCUGGACUUCCAGUUUGACACGGUGGUGGUGAAGGACCGGCCGACCAUCCUCAGCAAGCUUCUUCUCCUCCACUUCCUGAAGCAGGACAUCCCGGCACUGAGCUGGGAAUUCUUCGUAAACCGAUUCGAUACUCUGUCCCUGGAAGCUCAGCUUCACCUCGACUGCAACAAGGAGUUCCCCUUCCCUACAACAAUUACAGCAGUGAGGACAAACGUGGCCAACCUGAGCGACGCCGCCAUGUGGAAAAUCAAAAGAGCGCGGUUUGCCCGCAACAGGCAGAAGAGUGUGCGGUCCCUGCGAGACAGCGUCAAGGGGGCCACAGAGUCCAAGAGGGCCCUGUCAUUGCCAGAGACUCUCAGCACACCAAAAUUCCUGUCAGGCUGACAAGACAGGAACAGUCGGCUCCUGCGCUCGGGGGCAGCGCUGAGCAGCAGCAAGGUCAACAUUCGCCAGAAAAUGAUAACAUCAUCAAGGACCCUCUCCCGGAGGAUGCAGGGAUUGACCAUCAGACCGUCCAUCAGCUGAUAUCCGUUCUCAUGAAAUUCAUGGCCAAGGAUAAGAGCAGCGCAGAGGCCGACAUCAGCAGCGCCAAAGCCUUUAACACCGUCAAGCGACAUCUGUAUGUGUUGUUGGGGUUUGACCAGCAAGAGGGCUGCUUCAUGAUCGCUCCUCAGAAAAUGCGUAUCUCCACGUGCUUCAAUGCGUUUAUUGCCGGAAUUGCUCAGGUGAUGGAUUACAACAUCAAUCUUGGAAAGCACCUUCUGCCCCUGGUGGUCCAAGUUCUAAAAUACUGCACCUGCCCCCAGCUCCGCCAUUACUUCCAGCAGCCACCCCGCUGUUCCCUCUGGUCUCUGAGGCCUCAUAUCCGUCAGAUGUGGCUGAAGGCUCUUCUUGUUAUUCUCUAUAAGUACCCGUACAGAGAAGCUGACCUCAGCAAGAUCGUUCUGCAUCUGAUCCACAUAACCGUCAACACCCUCAACGCCCAGUACCACAGCUGCAAACCGCAUGCCACCGCCGGGCCGCUGUACAGCGACAACAGCAACAUCAGCAGAUACAGCGAAAAGGAAAAAGCGGAGGAGGACAGCGUGUUUGACGAGUCUGAUAUCCACGAUACGCCAACC
Messenger RNA from Staurois parvus, 1229 nucleotides. Lineage: Eukaryota; Metazoa; Chordata; Amphibia; Anura; Ranidae. The record is from the annotation of a GenBank genome assembly.